ACCGGCCUCUAUGUCGUCACGGCCGCUUCUCCACCUGCACACCUUUGCGUGCCCUGGCGUGCCCCUGCGUCGCACACUUCUAGUGUUUAUAUUCUACUAGCCUACGCCCUCUAUUUUCGCCCUGCCCUGGCUGGUUUUUCUUACCCAGUAUCCGACGCUCAUGAAGAUGCUUAAAGGAUAGGGAUCUCCCUCGUCUACUUGGUGCCCACCUCCCUCCUCAUCCUAUAGACUUCCUCCAUAUCAGCAAUACCAAUAGACAUCAUUACUAUCCUACACCAUGUCCAGGCACCCACGCACGUACGACCAGCGAUACGAUAGUGCAACCGCCCUCCCGCUCCCCCCAGAAGAGGGUGCACUCUAUCCAUCGGCUGUUCAUGAUUUCCCUAUCUAUGGAGAACCUAUCAGUCAUGCAGCCAGAUAUCCGGCAUCGGAGUCAUCUUACGUCACUGAGGUCGAUGAGUACACGCCUUCACACUUCCACUGCAAUCCGACAGCCACCCACGAACAUCUCUACCAGCACUACCACGCCGAUGUAGCAGCCCCAAGAAUACGCUCAUCCUACGCCGAUGUAGUAGCCCGAGGAAUACGCCCAUCCUACGCCGAUGUAGUAGCCCCCAAAAUACGCCCAUCCUUCCCCCCUCCAGUAAACUCAUCUUCGAUUCCUUCCCCAAGCUCUGCUGCCCCAAUCAUAUCCAUAUCCAAGGUCAUUGAUGGGAAUACUUUGGGUUGCAGCCAGUGCGGCGUUGAGUUCACAGGCCGGUACAGGCGUGGAAACCUUGCACGCCAUGCGAGACACAAGCACUCCAAAGUAG
Bipolaris maydis ATCC 48331 is the source of this 812-nucleotide messenger RNA. RefSeq lists its product as uncharacterized. NCBI's taxonomy places the organism in Eukaryota, Fungi, Ascomycota, Dothideomycetes, Pleosporales, Pleosporaceae. The record is from RefSeq and is a predicted model, not a curated record.